UAGAGCAGCUAGGCAGCGAACUGUCUGCUCGGUGUGUUUCCACAAAGCAACCAAAAUUUAUUUGGCCUCCAUUUUUUUCUCGCUUCAAACAUGACAGGCUAGUCGAGUCACUACAAAUCUGCGCUGCCGGCGGCGGUACGGCAGCGUCGCGGCGUGGACUCCUGCCUCUACCCAAGCAGCGGCGGACUGGCUGGUAGGUCUCUUGAAGCCACGAGCAUGGCGCUUGGCGCCCGCCUCCUAUUGGGUCUCGCGCUGCUCGCCGCGCUAAUCGCCGUCCUCCUCCAGCUCUACCACCUCAGGAAGCCGAGGUUGUGGACAUUGGAGGAGUUGUCGAUAUACAAUGGAACGGAUGAGGGUUUGCCCAUACUACUUGGGAUUUUGGGCUCGGUGUUUGAUGUAACAAAAGGAAGGUCACAUUAUGGUCCUGGAGGAGGUUAUCAUCACUUUUCUGGCAGGGAUGCGUCACGAGCAUUUGUAUCUGGAAACUUUACAGGUGAUGGGCUGACAGAUUCUUUAAAGGGCUUAUCUAGCAUGGAGGUAAAUAGCAUUGUUGACUGGAGGAAAUUUUACUUUGAGAGAUACACAUUUAAUGGUAAAAUUGUUGGACGCUACUACGACAGCCAGGGCAACCCUACUAAAUAUCUGAGGGGUGUGGAGAUAAAGGCAAAACGAGGUGCACAGCUUCUUGAGAAGCAGAAGAGUGAGGAAGCUAAAAUACCCAGUUGUAAUUCAAAAUGGAGCCAGCAAGAUGGUGGAGAAGUAUGGUGCGACACAGGCUAUCCAAGGCUAGUCAGGAGGCCAGGCGACAUAGCUCUGACAGGACAAGUUAGCCAACGGUGUGCUUGUUUCCUGGAAGACGAGCUGGGCAGGCCAGGGCUAGUGGUGUACCAAGGCUGCGAUCAUCUGUCUACAUCCUGCAAAGUGAAGUAGUGGAAUAUACGCUUCCCUUCCUUGAUGCAAAUCGCCUCCGGCUUACUUACUCAUUGCGGGACUAGAGACAGUACAGUAAUCAGAUCCAGAAGCACCAAGCACGCAUUAUGACGAUCUCUCCUGCGAGUAGUGGAUCUUCGAUCUCUCUGAAUAUCGUCUUUUGCUCCUGGACCUGGAGUGAAAAGAUAUGCAAUCGAUUGUAAGGUUAACUUGCGAUCAAAUCAUUUCGAGCAAGGAACGCAGAGGAUGCCCAUGAUGUUUGAUGAUACUCCCAGCUGCCACUGGGGCCUUUGGCUAUCUAUAUUGUCGAUUGUAUUCAUGUUCCA
Brachypodium distachyon (stiff brome) is the source of this 1256-nucleotide messenger RNA. RefSeq names its product membrane-associated progesterone-binding protein 4. Gene Ontology annotation, cellular component: membrane; endomembrane system. Bases 217 to 930 code for a protein of 237 amino acids. The transcript has 8 exons. The record is from RefSeq and is a predicted model, not a curated record. NCBI's taxonomy places the organism in Eukaryota, Viridiplantae, Streptophyta, Magnoliopsida, Poales, Poaceae.